AUGCAGCAGAUGUUUCUUCCCCGCGGACUUGGCACUUGGGGCCGUUUCUCCAGUGGAAACACUCGGGUGGCGGCCAAGCUCGACGAGUUUGCGCCCAGCUACCUACUAGAACAACCCGACUGCCACCACGGCCUGGGCGACCAAGGAACAGCAGUAGCAUUGGCAAUACACGUCGACUCAGACAGCCUUGUGACCGCCGAUAGAUGA
Cordyceps militaris CM01 is the source of this 207-nucleotide messenger RNA. RefSeq lists its product as uncharacterized. Lineage: Eukaryota; Fungi; Ascomycota; Sordariomycetes; Hypocreales; Cordycipitaceae. Bases 1 to 207 code for a protein of 68 amino acids. The transcript has 3 exons. The record is from RefSeq and is a predicted model, not a curated record.